ACUAUGGUCCAGGUUUUUUCGAGAAUUCUUAUCAAUGAAGAUGGCUAGUCCAUAAUUGGCAGACUUCUUUGCUAAUGACUCGAAACACUAGUUUUCCGGUACGACCAACCGACACAGAGUAAUUCGUCGGAGAUGGACAUCACGCCGUCGGAGUCGGCCAUUAUGGAAGACUUCGGUCAGAAAGUCGAUCUGACACGGAGGAUCCGGGAGGUGUUACUGAAUUAUCCGGAAGGCACCACUGUAUUGAAAGAGCUUAUACAGAACGCCGACGACGCCGGCGCUACCAAAAUUUGUCUGUGCCUCGAUCGCCGCUCUCAUGGCACCGAGUCUCUGCUCUCUGAUCGGCUGGCUCAAUGGCAGGGCCCUGCGCUGCUGGCUUAUAACAACGCCGUUUUCACGGAGGAGGAUUUUCUUAGUAUCUCGAGGAUCGGCGGUAGUACAAAGCACGGCCAGGCUUGGAAAACCGGCCGCUUCGGGGUUGGUUUCAACUCAGUCUACCAUCUAACAGAUUUGCCAUCCUUUGUCAGUGGCAAAUAUGUUGUACUAUUUGACCCUCAGGGUGCUUACCUUCCAAAUGUAUCUACUGCAAAUCCUGGAAAGCGUAUCGAUUUUGUUACUUCUUCAGUCAUCUCAUUGUAUAAAGAUCAGUUAAAUCCAUAUUGUGUUUUUGGUUGUGACAUGAAAAGUCCUUUCCCUGGAACUUUAUUUCGUUUCCCUUUGAGGAAUGCAAAUCAAGCUGCUGUUAGUAAACUCUCAACUCAAUCGUACUUGGAAGAUGACAUCUCUUCCAUGUUUGUUCAGCUUUAUGAGGAAGGAGUGUUCUCUCUGCUGUUUCUUAAAAGUCUACUUUCUAUAGAAAUGUAUGAGUGGGAUACUGACAUGCCUGAACCUAGAAAGACUUACUCCUGCUCAGUGAACUCAGAUGAGGGUGAUAUGGUUUGGCAUCGCCAGACAGUUUUGAGGUUAUCAAAAGCAACUGAUUUUAGAGAAGCUCCUGAUAGGUUUAAGCUAAAUUUUGUAAGCGAGGCAUUUACUGGAAAAUUGUCUCAGCAGAGAAUUGACACUUUCUAUAUAGUGCAAAAAAUGGCAUCACCAACAAGCAGAAUUGGAUCCUUUGCUGCUACUGCAUCAAAAGACUUUGAUAUCCAUCUUCUGCCUUGGGCAUCGGUUGCAGCAUGUGUAUCAGAUAAUUCAUCCAAUGAUGAUAUUCUCCUGCAAGGUCGGGCUUUCUGUUUCCUCCCUUUACCUGUCAAAACUGGAUUGCGGGUACAAAUAAAUGGAUUCUUUGAAGUUUCAUCAAAUCGACGUGGCAUUUGGUAUGGAGCUGAUAUGGAUAGAUCUGGAAGAAUUCGUUCUCUCUGGAACAGACUUCUCUUGGAAGAUGUUGUUGCUCCUUGUUUUGGUCAAUUACUCCUAAGCAUUCAAGAGAUACUUGGUCCAACUAAGGUUUAUUAUUCUUUGUGGCCCAAUGGGUCAUUCAAUGAGCCAUGGAGUAUUUUAGUUGAGCAUAUUUACAAAAGCAUCAGCGACUUACCUGUCUUCUUCUCUGCUGUUGAAGGAGGGAAAUGGGUAUCGGGGAGAGAAGCUUUUCUUUAUAAUGAGGACUUCUCAAGUAAAGAGCUUGAGAACGCUCUUGUAGAGCUAGGCAUGCCUGUUGUUCAUUUGCCGAAUGGUUUAUUUAAUAUGCUAGUGACCCAUGGCUGUGGUGUCCAGUGGCUGGUAGUUACUCCAGAUUCUGUACGCCAGUAUCUUAAGGGUUGCAAAUGUAUCAACUUGAUUGACAGAUCGUACAGGCUCAUGCUACUGGAAUAUUGCAUUGAGGAUCUGGUUGAUGCAGAUGUUGGCAAGCAUGUGUCUGGCUUGCCUUUGCUUCCUUUAGCAAAUGGUGACUUCGGGUCAUUUUCUGAACCUAAUGAUGGGGUCUCUUAUUUUAUUUGCAAUGAAUUGGAGCAUAUGCUUCUACAAAAUGUUGCCGAUAACAUUAUUGACUAUAAAAUUCCUGGCCACAUAUUAAACAGACUGUUGGCUGUUGCAAAUGCAUCAGGGGCAAACAUCUUUGUUUUUAAUGUUGAUGAAUUCCUUAAAUUAUUACAAGAACUUUUUCCUGCUGAAUGGAGAUACAAACCUAAAGUUCUUUGGGAGCCAGACUCUCGUACAGCUAAACAUCCAACUUCUUCAUGGUUUGUGCUUUUCUGGCGCUAUAUCAGGGUUGAAUGUGAAAAAUUAUCUUCUUUUGGUGAUUGGCCUAUAUUACCAUCACUCUCUUGCUAUUUGUUUAAGCCAUCAAAACAUUCAAAAUUGUUGAAUCCAGACAAAUUGUCUGAACAAAUGCGGCAGAUUCUAUUUGAUAUUGGAUGCAAUAUGCUAAAUACCGAAUAUGGUGUUGAGCACCCUGACUUGUUCCAUUAUGUCUAUGAAGCUGAUUGUGUUGGUGUUUUGAAGUCUAUCUUUGAUGUUGCCUCUUCAAGUGAUGACAGCAGACUGACAUUUCUUCAGAACCUGGAAGUGGGAGAAAGAGAUGAACUGCGUAGGUUUCUUUUGGAUCCAAAGUGGUACAUUGGGAAGUGUAUGGAUGAUUCUGACAUAUGGAAUUGCAAGAGGCUACCUAUUUACAGAGUUUACGGUGGGGAAUCAUCUGAAAGUAUUCAGUUCUCUGAUUUAGUAAAUCCUCAAAAAUACUUGCGUCCCCUGGAUUGUCCUGAGUGCCUCCUUUCUGGUGAAUUCAUUAGCAGUUUGUCUAGUACUGAAGAAGAGGUGCUAAAUAGAUACUUUGGAAUUAAACGAAUGGGGAAACCGGAAUUUUAUAAGAGACGUGUAUUAACCAGGAUUAGUGGGUUAGAUCCUACUGUUCGUGACAGCAUCAUGCUGUCAGUUCUGAAAGAUUUACCGCAGCUAUGUUCUGAAGAUGCAUCUUUUAGAGAAAUGCUGAAAAAUUUGAACUUUAUUCCCACAUCUAGUGGCUCUCUGAAGAGUCCAGCAGUGCUAUAUGAUCCAAGAAAUGAAGAACUGUUUUCUCUACUUGAAGAUUCUGAUUGCUUUCCUUCUGGUGCUUUCAAUGACGAUGAUGUUUUAGAUAUGUUAAAAGGUUUGGGUCUUAGGACUACUGUAUCUACUGAGACCAUCAUACAGAGUGCUCAACAAGUGGAGCUGUUAAUGCAAAAGAAUCAAGAAAUGGCUCAAUCAAGAGGCAAAGUACUUCUUUCAUAUCUUGAAGUGAAUGCAAUGAAGUUGCUACCAGAUCAUCCCAAGGAUGAUCAACGAACAAUGAACAGAAUGUUUGCCAGAGCUGCUAAUGUGCUUAAACCUCGCCAUAUAAGAUCUGACUUAGAAAAGUUCUGGAAUGAUCUUCGCCUUAUUUCUUGGUGUCCUGUUCUUAUUCAUUCUCCCUACCAGUCUUUGCCUUGGCCUGCUGUAUCAUCCAUGGUUGCUCCUCCUAAGAUUGUAAGACCAUAUGCAGACUUGUGGCUUGUUUCUGCCAGCAUGCGAAUACUGGAUGGAGAAUGCUCCUCUUCAAUUUUGUCUAAUCAGCUUGGUUGGUCCUCUCCACCUGGAGGAAGUGUAAUUGCUGCCCAACUGCUUGAACUUGGAAAAAACAAUGAGAUUGUUUCUGAUCCAGAGCUUCGUCAGGAAUUAGCUUUAGCAAUGCCAAGGGUAUACUCUAUACUAACAGCCAUGAUUGGUUCAGAUGAGAUGGACAUUGUAAAGGCUAUUUUAGAGGGUUGCCGAUGGAUCUGGGUCGGUGAUGGAUUUGCAACUCCAGAUGAGGUUGUCCUUAAUGGUCCACUUCAUUUGGCUCCUUACAUGCGUGUUAUACCCAUUGAUCUAGCAGUUUUCAAAGACUUAUUUUUUGAGCUUGGGGUCCAGGAGUCGUUGAGGCCUAGCGAUUAUGCUAAUAUAUUAUGUCGAAUGGCUAGUAGAAAAGGCUCCCUUCCCUUAGACACUGAGGAAAUUAGGGCUGCCAUAUUGAUUGCACAACAUCUGUCUGAUGUACAGUUUUAUGAAGAUCAAAUUAAAAUCUAUCUCCCAGAUGUGUCAUGUCGAUUAUUUAAUGCUACAGAUCUGGUCUAUAAUGAUGCUCCCUGGUUGCUUGAUUCAGAUGAUCCUGACUCUUCUAAUGGAUCUGCCAUGGCCUUACAUGCAAAACAAACUAUUCAAAGAUUUGUGCAUGGAAACAUUUCUAAUGAUGUAGCCGAGAAACUUGGAGUUCGAUCUUUUCGGAGGAUGCUUCUUGCAGAGAGUGCAGACUCUAUGAAUUUAAGUUUGUCUGGUGCUGCUGAAGCAUUUGGUCAGCAUGAAUCAUUGACAACUAGGCUGAGACAUAUCCUUGAAAUGUAUGCCGAUGGCCCUGGGGUUCUCUUUGAACUAGUGCAAAAUGCUGAGGAUGCGAAUGCCUCCAAGGUGGCAUUUUUAUUGGAUAAAAGUCAGUAUGGGACUUCAUCUGUUCUUUCUCCUGAGAUGGCAGAUUGGCAGGGCCCUGCUUUGUACUGCUUCAACAACUCAGUUUUCAGUCCCCAAGAUUUGUAUGCAAUCUCUCGUAUUGGUCAAGAAAGUAAACUGGAGAAACCAUUUGCUAUUGGAAGAUUUGGAUUGGGAUUUAAUUCUGUUUAUCACUUCACAGAUAUUCCUACUUUUGUUUCUGGGGAAAAUGUUGUCAUGUUUGAUCCUCAUGCCUGUAGUUUACCUGGAAUCUCUCCUUCCCACCCUGGUUUGCGAAUCAAAUUUGUGGGAAGAAGGAUAUUAGAACAAUUCCCUGACCAAUUCUCUCCAUUUCUUCAUUUUGGCUGUGACCUCCAAAAUCCAUUCCGUGGUACCCUUUUCCGUUUCCCUCUUCGGAGUGCUACUGUUGCUUUGAGAAGCCAAAUCAAGAAGGAAGUGUAUGAACCAGAUGAUGUCCUAACACUUUUCUCUUCCUUUUCUGAAGUUGUUUCUGAGACUUUGCUUUUCUUACGAAAUGUGAAAAAUAUCUCCAUUUUUGUGAAAGAAGGGGCUAAUAGUGAAAUGCAAUUGAUACAUUCAGUUCAAAAGCAAUAUGUUAGUGAGCCUGAAGGAGAAAGUGAUUCGUUUGAUAAAGUGUUUGGCCUGAUGUCUAGGAAUCAGCCUGGCAUGGAUAAAGUUCAGUUCCUUAACCAAUUAUGCAAAUCUAUAGACACAAAGUUUCAAUGGAAGUGCCAGAAGAUUUUGCUGUCAGAAAAGGGUUCUUCUGGUGGUCGGUCGUAUUUGUGGUUGGCUAGUGAGUGCUUGGGUAAUAUACGCAGUAGGAGUCACCAGGAAAGGUUUGGUGAGAUGAAUAAAUUUGUUCCCUGGGCUUGUGUUGCUACUUGUUUGCAGUCUGUAAAUAUUGUAAAAGAAAUGCUUGGGAGUGAUAACUCUUUUGAGGAAACUGUUGUCAUUACUCCUGACAUGCUUGUUGGCUCCCUAGCUUCUGCUGAAGCAAUAAAGACUUUUGAGGGCCGUGCCUUCUGUUUUCUGCCACUCCCAAUAUGUACUGGCCUCCCUGUGCAUGUUAAUGCUUACUUUGAGUUAUCAUCAAACAGAAGGGAUAUAUGGUUUGGCAAUGACAUGGCAGGGGGUGGGAAAAAGCGCUCAGACUGGAAUACAUAUCUACUUGAAGAUGUUGCUGCUCCAGCAUAUGGCCAUUUGAUUGAAAAAGUUGCAUCAGAAAUUGGUCCAUGUGAUUUGUUUUUCACCUUUUGGCCAAUGGUGGUGGGAUUUGAACCAUGGACAUCAAUGGUGCGGAAAUUCUAUAAUUAUAUCACAGAUGCUAAUCUCCGCGUAUUGCAUACAAGAGCAAGAGGGGGGCACUGGAUAUCAACGAAGCAAGCAAUAUUUCCUGAUUUCUCCUUUUCUAAGGCAUUGGAACUUGUUGAAGCAUUGUCAGAUGCUGGUUUACCUAUUGCAUCUAUUCCUAAGGCUAUUGUGGAUAACUUUAUGGAAAUUUGCCCAUCACUUAAUUUCCUUACACCUCAGUUGCUACGGACUCUUCUAAUUAGGAAGCAACGUGAAUUUCGAGAUAGAAAUGCAAUGAUUUUGACCUUGGAAUAUUGCUUGCUUGAUUUGCAAAGUCCAUUUCAAUCUGAAAGUUUUUAUGGUUUACCUCUUUUACCUCUAUCCAAUGGUUUGUUCACAAAAUUCGAGAAGAGAGGGGCCAGUGAACGAAUUUAUAUUGCACAUGGAGAUGGAUAUGAUCUCCUCAAGGAUUCUCUUCCUAACCAACUUACAGAUUCAAGCAUUUCUGAAUUUCUUCACGGGAAGUUAUGUGAAAUAGCUCAAAGUGAGAAUUUCAAUGUUACUUUCUUGACAUGCCCUUUGCUUGCGAAACUCCUUGUAAGAUUACUGCCAGUAGAGUGGCAGCAAGCUAAACAAGUAAUAUGGGUACCUAGUUCUGGGGGACAUCCAAGCAUGGAAUGGAUGAAACUAUUGUGGAACUAUCUCAAGUGUCAUUGUGAUGAUCUCUCUUUGUUUUGUAAUUGGCCUAUUUUGCCUAUUGAAAAUAGUUAUCUCUUGCGGCUUGUUGAAAAUUCUAAUGUGAUCAUGGUCGGAGGUUGGAGUGAGAACAUGUCCUCACUGUUGUUGCGUGUUGGAUGCUUUGUAUUGAUGCGUAACCUGCCAAUAGAGCAUCCACAGUUGGAACUGUAUGUCCAGCCUCCUACUGCUGCUGGUAUCUUAAAAGCAUUACUUGCAAUAGCUGGGAAGCCAGACAAUGUAGAGGGGCUCUUUAGUGAUGCAUUGGAAGGGGAGCUGCAUGAACUUAGAAGCUAUAUUCUCCAGUCCAAGUGGUUCUCUGAAGGCUCAAUCAAUAGUACUCAUAUGAACACCAUCAAACACAUCCCAAUGUUUGAGUCAUUCAAGAGCAGAAAGUUUGUAUCUCUAAGCAGGUCAACCAAAUGGCUUGCCCCUACUGAUGUAUUUGAGGAUUUCUUGAAUGAUGAUUUUUUAAGGAUGGAAUCCGAAAAAGAUAGAAUUAUCCUCAACAAGUACUUUGAGAUCAGUGAGCCCACAAAGGUUGUAUUCUACAAAGAUUACGUACUCAAUCGCAUGGUGGAGUUCGUUUUGAAGGAAGGAUUUCUUUCAGCUAUUUUACAGGACAUCAAUUUCUUGAUGGAAAAGGAUGACUCUUUCAAAGCAGAAAUUUCUAAGGUAGCGUUUGUUUCAACUUGCAAUGGAUCCUUGAAAGAGCCAUUCAGGCUUUAUGAUCCUCGUGUUUCUGAGCUUAAAAUGCUGCUCUAUGUAGGAGCAUACUUUCCUGAUGAGAAAUUUUCAGAUCCUGAGAUACUAGAAAUUCUUGCAAAGCUUGGACUUAGGAAAACAUUGGGAUUUACUGGAUUGCUUGACUGUGCAAGGUCAGUCUCAAUGUUACAUGAUUUAAAUGCCUCUGAAGCUAUAGUGUAUGCUAGGAGGCUGCUUAACUUGUUGGAUAUAGUGGCAUUGAAACUCUCCUCCAAUGAAGUGGGACAGAGUUUUGGAAAGCCUAAAGAUGCUAUGGAAUGUCAGAUUGGAAGUCUUGCUAUUCUUGAUGAAGAGAAGCACACUACUGAUGGUUUUGAGAGAGAAUGCUCUAGCUUUGGUUCUCUCUUCAGCCACUGGGUUGAUGAUAUGCCUCAAGAGCAGUUUUGGUCUGAAUUAAGAUCUAUCAGCUGGUGUCCAGUAUAUGAUGAACCGCCUAUAGGUGGACUUCCGUGGUUUGCAGUUGGGCAGAGCAUAGCAAUGCCAACUAGUGUUAGGCCGAAGUCUCAGAUGUGGAUGUUGUCUUCAAUGAUGCAUAUCUUGGAUGGUGAAUGUUCAGAUUUGCUCCAACAUAAUCUUGGUUGGAUGGAUCGAUUAAAUGUGCAGAUUUUGUCUGCACAGUUAAUUGGUUUAUCCAACUCUUAUGCUGAGAUCCAUGCAAAUUCACACACAAUACCUAAUCUUGAUGCUGAAUUGCAGAAGCAUGUAUAUUCAGUUUAUUCACAGAUGCAAGAAUAUAUUGGUACUGAGGACUUCAAAUUUCUUAAAUCUGCAUUGGGUGGCAUUCAUUGGGUCUGGAUAGGAGAUGAUUUUGUAUCCACUGAUGUCCUUGCAUUUGAUUCACCCUUGAAAUUUAGUCCGUACUUAUAUGUUGUGCCAUCAGAGCUAACAGAAUUCAGAGAUUUGCUAUUGGAAUUAGGUGUUAGACAUAGUUUUAAUAUUUUUGAUUACUUACAUGUUCUGCAAAGGUUACAAAAUGAUGUGAAAGGUUGCGCCCUUUCAAAUGAUCAAUUGAAUUUUGUUCAUUGCAUCCUGGAAGCUGUUGCUGAUUUCUCAUUAGACACUCCGAUCUUUGAAGGUUCAACUAGUCCAUUAAUAAUCCCUGAUUCUUCUGGUGUUCUUGUGAAAAUUGGAGAACUUGUUUAUAAUGAUGCUCCAUGGAUGGAGAACGACACCCUUGUUGGACAACGAUUUGUACAUCCUUGCAUCAGCCAUGACCUUGCUAAUAGAUUGGGCAUUCAAUCACUUCGUUCUGUCUCUAUAGGUAGUGAAGAAAUGAUGAAAGAUUUUCCAUGCAUGGACUACUCUAAAAUAUGUGACCUUGUGGAGUUGUAUGGAAACAGUGGCUUCCUUUUGUUUGAUCUACUUGAGUUGGCAGAUUGCUGCAAAUCAAAAAGGCUGCACUUGAUUCUUGACAAAAGAGAGCAUCCACGUCAGUCCCUAUUGCAACAUAAUCUUGGUGAUUUUCAAGGGCCGGCUCUGAUAGCGAUCCUUGAAGGGGCCAAUUUAAGUAGAGAUGAAGUGGCUGGCCUUCAAUAUCUUCCUCCAUGGAGUCUGCUUGGCAAUACAGUUAAUUAUGGACUGGGACUGCUUAGCUGUUUUUCCAUAACUGACUUUCUGUUAGUUGUUUCUGAUGGCUGCCUGUACAUGUUUGAUCCAAGAGGUUUAGCUCUUCCCUUGCCUGCAAAUCGUGCAUCUACGGCAAAAGUGUUCUCUCUUCAAGGUACUAAUUUAGUGGAACGGUUUCAUGAUCAAUUCAGCCCUUUGCUGAUUGGUGAAAAUAUGCAAUGGUCAAUAUCAAAUUCUACUAUCAUACGCAUGCCACUUUCUUCAGAAGUCAUGAAGGAAGGAAUUGAAUCUGGCUUGGAAAGGGUUACAUUGGUGUUUGACAAAUUUAUCAAGCAUUCUUCAGCUUCUAUAUUGUUUUUGAAGUCAGUUUUGCAGGUCACACUGUCAACAUGGGAGAAAGACAGCCCUCAGAGAACCUUGGAUUAUUCAAUUGAUGUGGAUCCCUUGUUUGGUAUUGGGAGAAAUCCUUUCUCAGAGAGGAAGUGGAAAAAAUUCCAACUAGCAAGUUUAUUUGGCAGUUCUAGUGCUUCAACCAAGUUGCAAGUCAUAGAUGUGACUGUGCAGAAAGGACUGAAUAGAGUAGCUAACCGUUGGCUUGUUGCACUUAGUCUUGGCUCAGGACAAACAAGAAAUAUGGCACUUGAUAGUUGUUUUCACAGGCGGUACAUGGCAUUCAAUCUUACUCCAGUUGCUGGAGUUGCAGCACUGAUAUCACAAAAUGGAAAGCCUACUGAUACCAGUUCCGUGAGUGCUAUCAUGUCCCCACUUCCUCUGUCUGGAGGUGUAAACUUGCCUAUCACUAUUCUUGGAUAUUUCCUUGUAUGUCACAACCAAGGGCGCUUCCUCUUCAAGUCCCAAUAUGAGGAAACCUCAGCUGGCACAAGGUUUGAUGCUGGAAAUCAGUUGAUUGAAGCUUGGAAUCGAGAGCUGAUGUCUUGUGUUCGCGAUGCUUAUAUUAAAUUGGUCCUGGAAAUGCAGAAGUUAAGAAGAGAUCCAUCAACUUCUAUCCUUGAGUCAAAUUUGGUCCAUGGUGUCAGGUUGACUCUGAAUGCUUAUGGAGAUCAAAUUUACUCUUUUUGGCCUAGGUCAGGAGGGAAUAAACCGAUUAAUCAAGAAUUAGAUCUGAAUGAUUCUAUGACUGUGAAAGUUGCUAAAGCAGAUUGGGAGUGCAUACUAGAACAAGUUACGAGGCCAUUCUAUGCUCACCUUAUUGACCAACCUGUUUGGCAACUGUAUUCUGGGACCCUGGUCAAGGUUGAAGAGGGGAUGUUUCUUUCUCAACCUGGAAGUGCUGUGGAGGGUUGUUUGCUUCCAGCUACUGUUUGUGCCUUUGUGAAGGAACAUUAUCCAGUCUUCUCAGUGCCAUGGGAAUUGGUGAAUGAGAUUCAGGCACUAGGAGUUAUAGUGAGGGAAAUUAAACCGAAAAUGGUGAGGGACCUUCUUCGAGCUUCCUCAACAUCUAUUGUUCUUCGGUCAGUUGAUACAUAUGUUGAUGUGCUUGAGUAUUGCUUAGCGGAUAUCAUGCUCUUUGAGCCUUGUAAAUCAAAUGCACCUGUUAGAUUGAGUGGUGUGAAUAACUCUGCUUCUCCUAUCAUUAGAGAAGAGUUUGACAAUUCUGUCUCUUUAUCAAGCCCACAGGGACAAAGAAUUCACAGUACCACCCCAAGUUCAAGUAGUUCAGGAGGAGAUGCCCUUGAAAUGAUGACAAGCUUAGGAAAGGCCAUAUUUGAUUUUGGCCGUGUCGUAGUUGAAGAUAUUGGUAGAACAGGAGUGCCUGUGUCUCAAAGAAGUAAUCUUGCAGCCACCAAUAGAGAUGGCAUCAAUAGUAGGAAUGAGGACAACCAGAGAAUACUAUCUGUGGCUGCUGAAAUAAGAGGCUUACCCUGUCCAACUGGAUCAAACCAUUUGACGAGAUUAGGGGUUAAUGAAAUAUGGGUAGGAAACAAGGAGCAACAGUCACUUAUGCUUUCUUUGGCUGCAAAGUUUAUCCAUCCUAAAGUGUUGGAGAGAUCAAUCUUGGCAAAUAUUUUAUCUAACAGCUCUCUUCAAUUGUUAUUGAAAAUACAAAGCUUUUCACCUUCCUUGUUGGCUAAUCACAUGAGAUUUCUUUUUCAUGAAAACUGGGUUAGUCAUGUAACUGAAUCAAAAAUGGCUCCAUGGUUUUCAUGGGAGAAUGCUGCUAUUUCUGGUAGUGAAUGGAGCCCUUCUCCUGAGUGGAUUAGACUUUUCUGGAAGACCUUUAAUUGUUCAGAUAACCUCCCUCUUUUCUCUGAUUGGCCCCUUGUUCCCGCCUUUCUUGGUCGCCCAGUUCUAUGUCGUGUAAGGGAGCGCCAUCUUGUGUUCAUUCCGCCCAGUGAUAUUUAUGCAAACUCUAACUUUGAGGAAAUGGGAACUGCAGAAAGAAACACAUCUGGUUUAUCUUCAGAGUCUGAUGUGAUUCAAUCGUACAAGUUGUCCUUUAGUAUUGUUCAGGAAAAGUACCCUUGGUUAUUGUCUUUGCUGAACCAGUGCAAUAUACCAAUAUUUGAUGUUGCCUUCAUGGAUUGUGCUGCUCCAUGCCAAUGCUUACCUAGGGAUGGACAAUCAUUAGGUCAAAUUUUAGCUACUAAGUUUGCAGCAGCUAAAAGUGCUAGCUAUUUUUCUGAUCCCAAGUCCUUUUCAGAUUCUGAACGUGAUGAACUUUUUAGACUAUUUGCUUCUGAUUUCUCCUCUAAUGGCUCUGGGUACGGAAGAGAGGAAGUUGAGGUACUGCGUGAUCUUCCAAUAUAUAAGACAGUUACUGGAUCAUACACCAGAUUGCAGGGGAACGAUUUGUGUAUGGUUCCUUCUAGUACAUUUCUUAAGCCAUAUGAUGAACAUUGUCUAUCACACUCCUCAGAUUCUAGUGAGAUUUGUUUACUUAGAGCUCUUGGCAUCCCUGAGUUGCAUGAUCAACAAAUUUUGGUAAAAUUUGGAUUACCUGAAUUCAACAGAAAGCCUCAGUCUGAGCAGGAGGACAUUUUAAUUUAUCUGUACAUGAAUUGGCAGGAUCUACAAGAAGAUUCAUCAAUUGUUGAAGCUCUUAAGGAAACACAUUUUGUUAAAAGCGCUGAUGAGAUGUCAUUGGAACUGUGCAAACCCAAAGAUCUGUUUGAUCCUGGUGAUGCUCUUUUAGCAUCAGUGUUCUCUGGUGUUGGAAGGAAAUUUCCUGGGGAAAGGUUCAUUUCUGAUGGGUGGUUACGCAUUUUAAGGAAAGUGGGUCUCCGAAAUUCAGCUGAUUCUGACAGUGUGCUUGAAUGCGCCAAGAGAAUCGAAUCACUUGGAAGCCAAUGUGUUAAACAUGCUCCUGAUGAAUUUGAAAUUGAACUAUUCAACUCACAGGAUGAAGUAUCUUCUGAAGUAUGGUUGUUGGCUGAAAGUUUGGUAAAAUCUAUAAUUUCAAACUUUGCUGUUCUAUAUAGUAGCCAGUUUUGCAACCUUCUUGGAAAGAUUGUCUGUGUUCCUGCUGAAAAGGGUCUUCCAGGUAGUGGUGGCAAGAGGUGUGGGAAGAGAGUACUAUGCUCUUACAGUGAAUCUAUCUUAUUGAAGGAUUGGCCACUUGCUUGGAGUUGUACUCCAAUCCUUUCUAGAAACUGUGUUGUUCCACCUGAAUACUCCUGGGGAGCUCUCAAUUUGAGGAGUCCUCCGCCCUUUUCAACUGUUUUAUUGCACCUUCAGAUCAUUGGAAGAAAUAGUGGUGAAGACACGCUUUCUCACUGGCCAACUGCAUCAGGUUUGAAGACUAUAGAUGAAGCUUCUAUUGAUGUGUUGAAGUAUCUGGACAAAGUCUGGGGCUCCCUCUCUUCUUCAGACAGAGAGGCUUUGUGCCAAGUUGCUUUCAUUCCAGCUGCAAAUGGCACACGCUUGGUGACAGCAAGCUCACUUUUUGCACGUUUGACAGUAAAUCUUUCCCCGUUUGCAUUUGAACUUCCUGCGCUCUACCUAACUUUUGUCAACAUUCUUAGAGACUUGGGCCUUCAAGAUACACUCUCAGUCAAUUCAGCUAAAAACCUUCUUUUAAGUCUUCAAAAAGCAUGUGGUUAUCAGCGGCUAAAUCCUAAUGAAUUUCGAGCUGUAUUGGAAAUUGUGCAUUUCAUUUGUGAUGAAAGAAAUUCUGCUGCAGCAACUACCUGGGAUUCUGACGCAAUAGUCCCAGACGAUGGUUGCAGACUUGUUCAUGCAAAGUCAUGUGUGUAUAUUGACUCUUAUGGUUCACGCUAUGUGAAAUAUAUCGACACUACCAGGCUAAGAUUUGCUCACCAAGAUCUCCCAGAGAGAAUAUGUAUUGCCUUUGGUAUUAAAAGGCUCUCUGAUGUUGUUAUUGAGGAACUGGAUGGCAUGGAACAUUUUGAAACAUUGGAGUAUAUUAACUCGGUCCCAGUUGCAGUCGUCAAACAGAAGUUAUUAUGUAAAUCCUUUCAAGCUGCUGUGUGGAGUGUUGUUUGUAGUAUAUCCUCUAAUAUUCAAGGAUUUGUUUGCCCAGUCUUGGAAGAUAUAAAAAGGACAUUGGAAUCCAUUGCGGACAAGGUGCAUUUUGUUCAGUGCUUAUAUACUCGUUUUGUGUUGCAACCAAAGUCAUUGGAUAUCACUCGUGUUAAGGAGGAAUCUAUUUUCCCAGAGUGGAAGGGUACUCGUCACAGGGCUCUGUACUUUGUUGAUCGAUUUAAGACGUGUGUUCUAAUUGCUGAACCACCAAGGUAUGUAUCCUUCACUGAUGUUGUUGCAAUCGUUGUAAGCAGCGUUCUGGACUCCCCAUUCCCACUCCCAAUUGGUUCUCUAUUUCUUUGUCCUGAGGGUUCUGAGACUGCAAUGGUUGAUGCCUUGAAACUAUGUUCUCAAAUGAGUGUAAAUGGGGUUGGAGGCGAUAAAGAUGAUUUUCUGGGCAAGGAAUUAUUGCCCCAAGAUGCUGUUCAGGUUCAAUUUCACCCUCUAAGACCGUUUUAUGCUGGAGAAAUAAUUGCUUGGAGAUCUGGAAAUGGAGAAAAGUUAAAGUAUGGUCGAGUUCCAGAGGAUGUGAGACCAAAAGCAGGGCAAGCAAUCUACAGGUUCAAGGUGGAAACAAUGUCAGGGGUGAUACAACCUAUUCUGUCUUCAAAUGUCUUCUCAUUCAGAUGUGUUUCUGUUGCUAGUGAGACUUCUGCUUUGGUGGAAUACCAGCCCACCAUUUUAAAUGCAGGUGCUGAAAGUUCUGGAAUAGUCAAGUCCAGCUUUUCUCAGGGGCAGGGGAAGCAGCAGCAGACACAGGAACUACAAUAUGGCCGAGUUUCUGCUGAAGAAUUGGUCCAGGCAGUUCAUGAGAUGCUUUCUACUGCAGGGAUCAAUAUGGAUGUGGAGAAGCAAUCAUUACUACAAUCCACAAUAACACUGCAAGAACAACUGAAGGAGUCUCAGGCAGCUCUUUUGCUUGAACAGGAGAAGUCCGACACGGCGUCUAAAGAAGCCGAGACAGCUAAAUCGGCAUGGGUGUGUCGGAUCUGUCUCAGUAAUGAAGUAGACGUUAGUAUAGUGCCCUGUGGUCAUGUGCUUUGCCGAAGAUGCUCAUCUGCAGUUUCCCGGUGCCCAUUCUGCAGACUCCAAGUCGCGAAGGUUAUGAGAAUUUUCCGCCCCUAAAUCAUCUUUACCAAAAAGAACAGGCUACUCUUGGUUCAAGUCAUCUCAAUUUAGAAUGUUAUAUACCUUUAUUUGGUUCUCAUUACAUGACGUUCCAAAGGAUUUCAAAUUCCUGCCUGCCACAUCAGAUUUUGGCUUAUGCUCACUCCUACACAGGACAACUUAUAAGCAAUUGAAUACAUUUAUUUUACUCGCUAAUCCCUGGCAGAAAAUUGGGAUUCGACAUCAUUCUGUAUAGCUAAAUCCUGUAUAGAAAAAAAAAAAUUAAGUGUUUAUUUUUUGAAAAA
Molecule: messenger RNA, 14708 nt
Organism: Ipomoea nil (Japanese morning glory)
Lineage: Eukaryota; Viridiplantae; Streptophyta; Magnoliopsida; Solanales; Convolvulaceae
Product: sacsin
Exons: 13
Coding region: 133-14421 (4762 amino acids)
Molecular function (GO): Hsp70 protein binding
Source: RefSeq, a predicted model, not a curated record